AUGAAGAUGAAGAAAAAAUGUUUAUAUAAUAAGAACAAGGUUAGGUUAGAUAACAAAUUUGCGAACGAACAUUACAAUACAAUUCCGUGCAUUGAAAUUGAAAUUGAGAAAUUGCUAAAAAGCUGUCAUGUUAGCAAGUACGAUUAUAAAAUUACACAUUUUCUGAUUGAUAUAAUACAAAAUGAAACACUCAGAAUUUUAAAGAAUGCUAAGUAUGUUAAACAAAAUGACAAUAGUAGAAGGGCACUAAAUGAAACUGAGUUGAAAAAAAGAGAAAAUAAAAAAACUCAUGUUUUAAAUUGUAAUCUCCAAAAAAAAAUCACUAAAAGUUCUCAUGAUACAAAAGACGAUGACAAAAAUAGGAAGUUGGAAGUAGAUAUGAAAAAGAUUGAUCAUACGAAUGUACACCAAGAAAUUUCAAAAGAUCUACAAGGGGUUCAUUUACUAACUGAUGUGGCUCGACAUAAGGUGGAAGGAGUGGAUGCGAUGGAGGGGCAAAAGGAGAACGAAAAGGAAGAGCGUAACGCAGAUGAAGCUGAAGUAAAUUCGAAUGAAGCUGAAGUAAAGGCUUAUGUAGCUGAAACAGAGGGAAAAGAGAAGAAGAAUCAUGGGGAACAUAACGGAAACACGAAGAUAUUCGAAACGCAUGAACAAAGUCAGGAGGAAUGCAAGCACUCCGAAUUACCAGAAGUGAUAGAAAGUAACAUGAAACAGGAAGAAGCGAGUAAUCCAAAGGACAAAGCAAAUUUAGAAAUAAUCGAAGAACAAAAAAAAGACAAAGGGAAUGAUAAAAUUAAGCAAGGAACGAACACUGAUCAUAACCCUGCAGAAACAAAAAAUGAAGAUCAACAGAAAAAAGUAUAUGAAGAGGCAAUUCAAAACGAUCAAAGUAGCUACAGCAUAUUCACAAAGUUCUCGAGUUACUUUACAAAAAAAAAUAAGGAAAAUGAGGAGAAAAAAGAAAAUUCAAAAAUUGUAGAAGAAAACUUGACCAAUGUAUUGGGUAAUAAUGAAAACGAAUGUAACGAUUUACUUGAAAAUUUAAGCAAAUUAAACAAAGUAGAGAAUAAGUUAAUUGCAGAAAGUACAGAUCAAGCAAUUACCGAAGGAAAAAAUUUACCAAACGAAAUUGGUACUAAUGAAAAAUUUACAAAUGAUGAACCAAAUGUAGAUGUUCAUGUUCUUCCCAAUAAUGAUGAAAUUUUUGUGAAGGACAAUACGGAUAAUAAGACAAAGGAUGAUGUGGUACAUGGAAUAAUUAGCAAUGAUGAGAAUUUGAAUAACAAGAAUGAUGGAGAAGCCGUCUCUAAUAGUUUCAAAAUUGAUGAAACAGAGAAUGUGGGAAGUAAUUCUGGUAUUAGCUCGUCAAAAGAAAAGGACUCUGCCGAGGGUUUACAGGGUAGUAACGAUGAAAAAGGCAAUAAAAAGGAUAAGACGGGAGAUGAUCAUGACAAAACGGAUUAUCAUGACAAAACGGAUUAUCAUGACAAAAUGGAUGAUCAUGACAAAACGGAUUAUCAUGAUAAAACGGAUGAUCAUGACAAAACGGAUUAUCAUGAUAAAACGGAUGAUCAUGACAAAAUGGAUGAUCAUGACAAAACGGAUUAUCAUGAUAAAACCGAUUAUCAUGACAAAACGGAUGGCCAUGACAAAACGGAUGGCCAUGACAAAACGGAUAGCCAUGACAAAACGGAUUAUCACGACAAAACGGAUGGCCAUGACAAAACGGAUGGCCAUGACAAAACGGAUUAUCAUGACAAAACGGAUUAUCACGACAAAACGGAUGGCCAUGACAAAACGGACUAUCAUGACAAAGCGGACUAUCAUGACAAAAUGGAUGAUCAUGACAAAACGGAUUAUCAUGAUAAAACGGAUGAUCGUGACAAAACGGAUUAUCAUGACAAAACGGAUGACCAUGACAAAAGAAAUAACAGUGACACAACUAAUGAUAGGAAACAGAAAAAUAAGCAUAACAUAAGGGAUGAUAAGAACAAGACAAGCAACAAUAACAAAAGGGAGAAUCCACAGGAGCAGGAAGAAAUGUUCGUAAUAGACGAAGAAAGCAUCAAUAUAGCCAUAAAGGAAUACAUCCUGAAAUAUAUUUACAAAAAAAAAAAUGAGGAUUUUUCACAAAGCAGAUUAUCAGUUCAACAGAGAAAAAUGAGCUCAAAUAUGGAUUAUAAGAAUAUUAAAUACCCAGUCGGGUUUCCACCGUACCUACCAGAAGACUGUUCUAUUAGCACAGUUCUCCCAUCAUGGGACAUAAAAUAUCAUUUUAGUUCUUCAAAGAGGCCAAGUUAUGAAUGA
Plasmodium gonderi is the source of this 2307-nucleotide messenger RNA. RefSeq lists its product as hypothetical. The coding region runs from base 1 to 2307 and encodes 768 amino acids. The transcript has a single exon. The record is from RefSeq and is a predicted model, not a curated record. NCBI's taxonomy places the organism in Eukaryota, Apicomplexa, Aconoidasida, Haemosporida, Plasmodiidae.